UCUCUUCGUUUAGGGUUGUGAUAUCACCAAAAAUAUCUCUAUGUCUGUCUCAUCCACGGAUUCUGUGAUUGGACACGAGGUCUUCGUUGGCGGGCUCGCUGGCACCACCGAUGAUCAAGACCUUGUGCAGGCCUUCUCUGAAUAUGGAGUAAUUGUCGAAUCGAGGAUCAUCAAAAAUCGCGAAACUGGGAAAUCGAGGGGGUUCGGAUUUGUGAAAUUCAAGGAUGAGCAGGCGAUGAGGGAUGCAAUCGAGGGGAUGCACGGCCAGUAUCUUACCGGUCGUAACAUUACAGUCAGUGAGGCCAAGACCCGCGGAAGCGGUGGCGGCGGUGGCGUCGGGCUCCGCAGCCAUGGAGGUGGCUACAACCGAGGCCGCGGUGGCUACAGAGGCGGCGGAGGCGGCGCAGGACGUGAUGGAGGUGGCUACGGCGGAGGGCCUGACCGUGGAUACAGUGAGGGCAGUGGUGGCCACUACUCGAGGGGAGGCGGUGGUUCUGACGUAACCUGGGCCACGGCUAGGAUUACUAUUGAUGGGCUUUUUAGGGUUUAGAUUUUGAAGUCCUUCGGCAAGGAGGGAAAAAGCCAGCUGUUGGCUCUAGGAUUUCUAUUCAUGGGCUUUUAUGGUGCUUGGAUUGUGAUUUUCUCUUUUUUGUGUGUCUUUUUGACCCUGGGUUUUUGAAAAGUUGGUAAACAGUAGACUUUUUAAUUUUUUUUAGUGUGUGGUGUUUUGGGUAAAAAGGCCGGUUUUUUUUGGCAACUUCCCAAGGGCCCUUGUAUGCGGGUAGUAUUUUUGUUUCGGAUACGAAUGAAGAUGAAGUUUCGUUGAACUAAUUAA
This is a messenger RNA of Camellia sinensis, 835 nucleotides long. Lineage: Eukaryota; Viridiplantae; Streptophyta; Magnoliopsida; Ericales; Theaceae. The record is from RefSeq and is a predicted model, not a curated record.